Nilaparvata lugens (brown planthopper) is the source of this 705-nucleotide messenger RNA. RefSeq lists its product as uncharacterized. The coding region runs from base 160 to 642 and encodes 160 amino acids. The transcript has 3 exons. The record is from RefSeq and is a predicted model, not a curated record. NCBI's taxonomy places the organism in Eukaryota, Metazoa, Arthropoda, Insecta, Hemiptera, Delphacidae.
CAAGCGCUGCAUGCAGCGUCGCACGCUUAUUCUUAUUAGCAUUUAGCAUUGAGGUUAUGUUUGUUUACAACUAAUAUUGUUCAAGUCUUUGUGAUUGCUUCAUUAAAACUUCUCAAUUGAAAUAAAAGUUACGGUAUAUCUAAAAGUAAUACAUGUAGUAUGGCUGAUGAGGGAAUUGAGCAAUAUAGUAACAAAAGAAAGAAGGGAUCUACUAAUCCAUCUGAAUACAAGAGGAAUGUUGUCAAAAAAGCAAGAGUCAAGGGUGCAGCUUACGUCAACUGGAAGAAUCAACAACAACCUGAAAUAUCUCAGGGAGCUGAUUGCAAAUGUAAACGUCGCUGCUAUGAUUUAAUCAAUGAAGAGGUUCGAAACAUGAUUUAUGCCAAGUUUAGGAGCUUUGAAACGAAAAACGAGCAGGACAGCUACCUUCAAAGCUUGAUCUCAGUUACUCCAGUAAAGCAACGUCGUCGUAGAAAAGACCAAGAUGAAUCAAAACAACCGGACAGAGGAGCCAUUUAUGUUUAUGAAAUUUCAAGUGUUAGUGGAAAAUACCAGCUCAUCGCUAUAUCGAUGGACUUGAGAGCCACACUUUUCGCUUACGGAACACAUAUUCAGAUGUUAUCACUCUCCCAGACGCAGUAGCCUACACAGAAGGAUUUAUUCCCAUACUCCACACCAAAAUAAGUGACAUUAAGAAGCUCAAGG